Molecule: messenger RNA, 990 nt
Organism: Thelazia callipaeda (thelaziosis nematode)
Lineage: Eukaryota; Metazoa; Nematoda; Chromadorea; Rhabditida; Thelaziidae
Source: the annotation of a GenBank genome assembly
AUGUCAAUCUCCUCAAAAAAUGAUAUUGCUGAAGAAUUGAGAGCAAUGGAAGUUGAAAAGCCAGGUCAAAAAAAAUUUAAAGAAAAUAAGCAUUCUCAAAAAGUUCUGAUUGCUAAUCAGUUUGAAAGUUUACUUGGUUUUUCUACCGAUUCUGAGCAGCUAGGAAAAAAUGAUUAUGUAUACAUAACAAAGGACAAGAAGCGAUUACUACUGAUUCGAGAAUACGGUAAAGCAGUACAAAGCUCAGACAUGGGUAAACCUAUUACUGCUCCUUCUGAUCCAACUGGUGAAAUAGAUGUUUUGAGCAGCGAUUCGAUACUGACUGAAACUUCAAUUGAUUCAGUAAUCACCCAACCAUUGGAACCUACAGAUGACUCUAUAAUCACUUUACCGAAGGAAACUUCUGAUGAUUCACUAAUCACGCUACCAGUGGAAUUUUCGGAUGACUCCAUAACCACUGUACCAAAGAAGGUUUCAGAUGAUCCAGUCAUCGGAACAAAAGGGACUUUAGAUAAUUCACUAAUUAAUCAACCGCUAAAAUCUUCGGAUGAAUCUAUAAUUAUCACACCAAAGGACAUUUUAGACGAUUCAGUAAUUAUUCAACUAAAGGAGAUUUCAGACGACUCACUAAUGAUACAACCACUGGAAUCUUCAGAUGAUUCAAUAGUCAACAAACCAAAGGAGAUUCCAGAUGAUUCUUUAAUACAAUCAGCAGCAUCAUCUGGCAACUCAAUCACUGCAGGAAGGAAAACUUCAGAUUUUAUAUUAACCAGUACUGCAACUACGGAGUCAAUAAAACCAAACCUUGGAGAUCUUGAAAAUGGGUACAUUGUUGACUGCAACAUAUGUAUUCAUAAUCGCCAAGAAACUAAUUCCUUCCACGAGAUUCAUAUUCAAGCAGUUUGCGCCAAUGAAGUUCCCAACCAUUUCUACAUCAAUGGAGUAAAAUUUUCGAAGCUAAAUCCAUGCGAAUUGUUCUACAAACCAUAA